Molecule: messenger RNA, 954 nt
Organism: Stylophora pistillata
Lineage: Eukaryota; Metazoa; Cnidaria; Anthozoa; Scleractinia; Pocilloporidae
Product: octopamine receptor Oamb-like
Source: RefSeq, a predicted model, not a curated record
AUGACUAUUAAUGGGUUUAUUUCGGAACCCAGCAACCAUCUGUUUCACUUACCAACAGACGAAGCAAAAGGCGUGACAUCAGUUCUUGAAGAGAUUGAAGGGAUCAUUCUCACCGUCCUUUACGCCAUAACGAUGCUCGUAACAUUUGCAGGGAAUGGUUUCCUCAUCUACAUCGUGUGGAAGAAACCUGAGGUAAGAUCACUGACAAGCUUUAUGUUCGUCAACAUGGCCAUUGCCGAUUUGCUGGUGGGAUUGGUUGUGAUGCCCUGGUCGAUUGCCCAAGUACAUACAGACGGCUUAUGGAUGAUACCAGGAGUAUUUGGAAAAGUCAUGUGCAAAGGUGUGGUAUACAUUGCCUAUGCCACAUUAACAGCGUCCAUCCUCUGCCUGACAUUCAUGACAGUCGAUAGGUACUAUGCCAUCAGUCAUACUUCUGUUUUGGGUGAUCCAUAUAAGGCUAUCCGAGGCCUAUUCCUCUACCUUGUGGUGUUGAACUAUCUGAUCCCUUUGAGUGUUAAUUCUAUCCUGCACACUAUAAUUGCGAGGAGGUUAUGGUUCCAUGUCGCACCUGGAAAUCAGCAUUUAACAGGGAAUCGAGAGCAACACGAAACUUCUGAGAGAAGAGUGGUUCGGACGCUCGUUAUUGAAACCUGUGCGUUUUCCUUUUGCUGGCUUCCUGCACAAGUGGUUCACAUGAUAUUUGCCAUGCAAACAUGGAAUAUUGAGCCAAUUGUCAUGUAUGUGUGCUUUUGGUCUGGCCACGCCAACAGCGCCAUCAACCCAUGGCUAUUGAUCUACUACAAGCAGAAACUACGCAUAGCAAGAUGUCAGAAGGUAAAUGACAUAAUUGAUAUGUUGAUAUCAGAUCCCGCAAGUGGUAAUUGCUUCGAACGAUUUAGUCUCGGCCAAUUUACAUGCCCCGACAAGAGCACUUUAGAAAACCAUAUGUGUUGA